UCGAUUUUCAAGCAAACAGACGUUCUAAAAAUUUCUAUAUCUGAGUCGAACGCGUCGUGUUCUCCCAGUUCGUUAAAAACAUAUAUAUAUAUAUACUUAUAUAUAGAUAUUUUUAUGUGUAUUUCGGAACUUUAAUUUACCAUAUUGUCAUUCCAAAAGAUAUCGAAAAAUUCAGACAUAUCUCUUGGGAUGCAAAAUCGUUGAAAACAUUGAUUUUGGUGAUUGCGUAUAUUGACAAAUAAAAUAGAAAGAAGACGUUAUAACUCCAAAGAAGCCACUUCUGCAGACUUGUUAAGGAUUUACAGUCGCAAUAGAUUUUCUUAAGUGUGCCAUCGCGAUGGCUGCACCAGCAGCCUGUACGCGUUUUUCGGACAAUUACGACAUCAAAGAAGAGCUCGGAAAAGGGGCAUUCUCAAUAGUAAAAAGAUGUGUCCAAAAAUCCACUGGAUUUGAAUUUGCUGCAAAAAUUAUAAAUACAAAGAAAUUGACCGCAAGAGACUUUCAAAAACUGGAACGGGAAGCAAGGAUCUGCAGAAAACUACACCAUCCUAAUAUAGUUCGAUUGCAUGACAGUAUACAGGAGGAAAACUAUCACUACCUUGUUUUUGAUCUUGUAACUGGUGGUGAACUUUUCGAAGAUAUUGUUGCACGCGAAUUUUAUUCAGAGGCUGAUGCAUCACAUUGUAUUCAACAAAUAUUGGAAUCGGUCAAUCACUGCCACCAAAAUGGUGUGGUGCAUCGAGAUCUAAAACCAGAGAAUUUACUAUUAGCUAGUAAGGCAAAGGGUGCAGCAGUGAAACUCGCUGACUUUGGUCUAGCCAUUGAAGUUCAAGGCGAUCAUCAGGCUUGGUUUGGAUUUGCUGGCACUCCAGGAUAUCUGUCGCCAGAGGUAUUGAAAAAGGAGCCUUAUGGCAAAUCAGUAGAUAUAUGGGCAUGUGGAGUUAUUCUUUACAUUCUUCUUGUCGGCUAUCCACCAUUCUGGGAUGAAGAUCAACACCGAUUAUACUCGCAGAUUAAGGCAGGAGCUUAUGAUUACCCAUCACCAGAAUGGGAUACGGUCACACCAGAAGCGAAAAACCUUAUUAAUCAAAUGCUAACGGUAAAUCCAAAUAAACGAAUAACAGCUUCCGAGGCUUUAAAACACCCAUGGAUUUGUCAAAGAGAACGUGUUGCUUCCGUUGUGCACCGCCAAGAAACCGUAGACUGUCUGAAGAAGUUUAAUGCACGCCGCAAACUAAAGGGAGCAAUACUUACGACAAUGUUGGCCACCAGAAAUUUUUCGAGCAGAAGUAUGAUUACCAAAAAAGGCGAUGGAUCUCAAGUUAAGGAGUCUACUGAUUCUUCAAGUACCACCCUUGAAGACGAUGAUAUAAAAGCUUUGAGUCUUCUGCAUUUGGAUUGAAACUUGAAUGCAACAAUAUAUCAUAAUGAUAUAAUCCUAGGUAUAAGGAACUUAAGUAUGUGUAAUACAAUUUUAUAAGUCGUUUUUUGAGUCAGCCGAGUAGUAAACAGUUAAUAAUGUAGUUAUAUUAUGAAAACCAUUUUAAAUCAAGGGAACAGUAAAACAAUUUUGUACAACUAAAGGGAAAACUUUUUAAAACUGAAAAAGGAUUAAGUCCUUUUGGAUUUUUUAAACGUUUAGCUAAACUCUUUGCAUAAAUAGGCUUCGGAGAUUCUUAUUUUUACAUUUUGAGUUAUAUUUAUCUAAAAAAUAUUUAUCUAAAAAAAUCAUAUGGGAUUAUUAUUAACAUUUACGGUCAUCUAUUUAAGAUUCCACGUAUUUUUUUAGUCUAAUAACGGAAACUUAAAUCCCUAAAACCACAAACCGAAAAUAUGAUAUAUAGAUCCAUAUCGCUGUUACCGCUAUAUUAUUAACUUAUUUGUACUUAAACAGAUCUUUAGAAAACCACAUUUUUUUUUUCUACUUUGACGUAUUUGACUAACCGUGUGGAUCAACUUGCGAUAGCAACCUUUGCAAAAUAUCUAAAUUACUAUUUUUAUAAAUAAAAUCCCAACAACAGUUUAUAUUUUAGAAUGAUGUACAUAUAUCACAAUUUAUGAAUAGAAAAAGAUCGUUUACUGUACAAGAUAUGUGACGUCACAAUGUAGCUGCUAUAUAAAUUAUACGACCGAUAUAGUGAAAAACAUUAAUUUAAAAAUCUCUUGAACAGAAAUGCCUUCGAAUAUAGCUUGAAAUAUAUACAUUUUUAAUACAAACUAAUUUUUUUUAGUUUAACUAAAUAAAAAAACCUACUAAGAGCUAAGGGCAACAGUAGAAAAACUAAUUUUAAAAAUAUGUAUAAUGUCUUGUCGUUUAAUAAAUUAUACUUAUAAUUGUUAUACAAAAUGAGAUACAUCCUCAAUCCGGGACUAUAAUAUGUUUGUUUCGUAGCAUUGUUUUUUACUAUGUAUGUGCGCAUGUAUCUAAAGGACCUUCACUUUUACAAAAUACAAAUAUAUGGAGAAUUACCUGCUAAGGGAUCAGAAAUUGUUGUAAUUUUAAUUUUAUAUACAUAUAACACUGGUUAUAGCAUUGCAGAGGGUUUCAUAAUUUUUUUUUUUUAUUUUGACAUGCCAGUCUGUUCGUCUGUCUGAUAUUACGGAAACUAGUCUCUCAGUUUAUAACUAGCUAAGUCCCUAGUAUAUAAACCUAAAGACUGGGAUCGGACGACUAUGUAAUAUAGCUGUAAUAGGAAAGACCUACAAUCUAUAUAAAGAAUUUAAAUAUCUAAAUAUAAGAAACUUUACAAAAUUUGGAAUGCACGCUUCCACGCUAUAAGCCGCAAAACUCUAAAACUCUGGCAACUCUAAAAUACACACGGACUACUGUAAUUACAUUAACGUUUUAUUCUAUUUACGAUGUUAUUUUAACUGUACAUUAACGUUUCUGCAGACUUGUUCGUAAAAACAGAAAUAAUUUUCACAAAAGUUAGCCUAUCUUUAUUUAAAACAAAACUACAAAGCUUUAUGUUGCUCUAUCCAGUUUUUAUUAUUUGUAAUAAAAAAAGAAGCAGGUUUUCCAGUACUCUUAAAACCUCCUUCGCACUUUCCCGCUGGGUACAUGCGGUUGGCACACACACAUGCGUAUCGUUUUCUUAAUUUUAAGAUAACGGGAUUACAAAAGCUAGUCCUUGUGGGACCUAGCAAUUGUAAAAGAGAGAGAGAGAGAUAUGUAUUAACACACAUAAUUUACAAUGCUGUUUUUUUUUUGCAUUUAAGAAGUGUAAUUGAUACAAAAAAAAAAAUGGUUUCAGUCCUGCUGUAAGGCUAAUAUAUAGAAAACUGCUUUCCGCUAAGGAUUGCAUAAUACUAAUAUAAGUAGGAUUCAGGGUCCUUAAGGUAAAUAGGAAAUUAAAUGUCCGCUCCAAAAUAAUUCAAGGGAACAAACAAACAAACUUCUUGGUAAGUAUGUAUGUAGGUCAUUCUUCUUUUUCCCAAAUCCCAAAUUUUUUAAAGUCGUGUUCUAUUUUUUUUUUUGGGGUUCUUUUAUAUAAAAUGGACACGUGGGUGUGCAAUGGCUGCAUAUGUUGCAUUCUUUGAAAGAGCUUUCCUACAUAUUGUAAAGGCAGCCCUAUUUCAUCUUUUUAUAUUUACUUCGCUCAUAAACAUUUCUUGCACACUUGGCAGGCUUCAAACAUGCAUCCCGUUUUCUUAAAAAAUAGAAAAUAGUUUUCAUUAAUCACAUCACAAAGACCCUUGAUGAUUAUUUAAU
Molecule: messenger RNA, 3712 nt
Organism: Drosophila ficusphila
Lineage: Eukaryota; Metazoa; Arthropoda; Insecta; Diptera; Drosophilidae
Gene: CaMKII
Product: calcium/calmodulin-dependent protein kinase type II alpha chain
Exons: 11
Coding region: 338-1402 (354 amino acids)
Biological process (GO): protein phosphorylation
Cellular component (GO): cytoplasm; neuron projection
Molecular function (GO): ATP binding; calmodulin binding; calcium/calmodulin-dependent protein kinase activity
Source: RefSeq, a predicted model, not a curated record